AUGUUCUCUGCCAUGCUGAUGGACGCCUACCGCGACGAACGCCCCGGGAUCCGCAUCGCCUACAGGGCGGACAGUCACCUCCUGAAUCAACGGCGGAUGCACUUCCAAUCGCGCGUAUCCACAACCACCGUUCACGAACUCCUCUUCGCCGACGACUGCUCCCUGAACACCACCUUGGAAGAGAAGAUGCAAUGGAGCAUGGACCUGUUCUCCGCCGCCUGCGAGAACUUCGGUCUUGUCAUUAGCACGCAGAAAACGGUGGUGAUGCACCAACCGCCACCCAACUCAGCCACAGCCCCCAACGCGCCGCCGCAAAUCAGCGUAAAGGGAACCCAACUGCAAGUGGUGGAAAACUUCCUCUACGUGUGCAGUACUCUCUCCCGCAACACCAAGAUCGACGACGAAGUCGCCAACAGGAUCUCGAAAGCCAGUCAAGUCUUCGGGCACCUCCAAAGCACAGUUUGGAAUCGCCACGGUCUUCAGCUGAGCAGGAAGCUGAAGAUUUACAAGGCCGUCAUCCUGCCGACACUUCUGUAUGGAGCGGAGACUUGGACGGUGUACGCAAAGCAGGCACGUCGUCUGAACCACUUCCACCUCUGUUGUCUUCGUCGCAUCCUGAGGCUGAACUGGCAGGAUCGAAUCCCCGACACUGGUGUGCUGGAACGGACGGGAAUCCUCAGCAUCUACUCCAUACUGAGGCAAAUUCAGAUGCGCUGGAACGGCCACCUGGUGCGCAUGGACGACGAGCGAUUACCUAAACGACUCUUCUACGGAGACGUCGCGACGGGUUCUCGCCGUCAAGGAGGCCAGAUUCGCCGUUACAAGGAUACCCUGAAGUCCUCCCUGAAAUGCCUGCAAAUCAACCCCACCAACUGGGAGGAGCUCGCACUCGAUCGACCGACCUGGAGGAGGACAGUAAAGACAGGCGCUGCGAUAUACGAAACCAACCGCAUUGCUGCCGCCAAAGCGAAACGUGAAGCCCACAAAUCCCAACUUCGCCCAGUAUGCAACGCCGCCGCACAACAGCUUCCAACGUGUUCUCGAUGGUAA
This is a messenger RNA of Spirometra erinaceieuropaei, 1050 nucleotides long. NCBI's taxonomy places the organism in Eukaryota, Metazoa, Platyhelminthes, Cestoda, Diphyllobothriidea, Diphyllobothriidae. The record is from the annotation of a GenBank genome assembly.